GCGGAAACUAAACACCGAAUUUCAUCCAAUUAAGAACUUCUAUAAACAUUCGAAUAGUUUUAAACGAAACCCGGGAGUGUACUGAACCAGGGAAAUCUGCUUGUCAAUACAAAACUUUCAUCAAAACUUAAUAAAAAGUCGUUUAGCAUGCCAGAACAAGCCACAGAACAGGAAACAGUAGCUGUGCCACAGCAGAAGGUAGUGCCUGAAUAUGAUCCCAAGAUUCUGCCGGACAUGCUGCCCGUUUACUACAGGCGUUUAUUUCCGCAUCAGCCCUUCUACCGCUGGCUCUCCUACGGACUAUAUGAGGAUGGCGUCUUUUGCAACCGCGAGAUAUCCUUCACCUUGCACGAUGACAUCUACAUUCGCUACCUCUGCUUUGACACACAGGCGGAGCUGGAGAAGGAGAUUUGCUCGCGUAAUCCGUUCAAAAUCGACAUUGGACCCGUGAUGCACACCAGGCCCAAGAACUUUCGCAUUGUCCCCGGCGGUCUGUCCCCGGUGCAACGUGAACUGGUCUUCGAUAUUGAUAUGACGGACUAUGACGAGGUGCGAACCUGUUGCUCGGGUGCCGAAGUGUGCCUCAAGUGCUGGAAAUUCAUGGUACUAGCUGCACGUGUCUUGGAUCCCGCAUUGCGCGAGGACUUUGGCUUCGAGCACAUACUCUGGGUGUUCUCCGGGCGUCGUGGCAUCCAUUGCUGGGUGUGUGACCAUCAGGCGCGUCACUUGGAUGGCCGCGGACGCUAUGCCGUGGCCGAGUACUUGAAUAUUAUAAGCUACAUCAACUUUAUGGGCAGCAACUCGCCGCGAUGUCAGAUGGGAGAACGUCCACAUCACAGCUUGAGGCGUGCCUCGAAAAUCAUCGAACCCAUGUUCGAAGAGAUCAUACUGGAAGAUCAGAAUCUCUUUGGCACGCCCAAGGGUGUCAAUAAGCUGCUGCACAUGAUCCACGAUGACGGAGCACGCACAGAGUUCGAGGGCUAUCUGCAGAAGAGCCACGAAGAUGGUGCUCAUUCCAGAUUGAUUUGGGAGAGCUUCGUUAAGUAUUCCAAUUCUAUGCGCACAUCGGCGGCCAAUGUGUGGAGUCGCAAGCUGAAAAACAUUGUCCAGGAGGUGCAGCUGUGCCUGCUCUAUCCCCGUCUGGACAUCAACGUGACCAGGGGAUUCAAUCACUUGCUCAAAUCUCCAUUCUGCAUACAUCCAGCCACGGGCAAGGUCUGUGUGCCAUUCAGCGUCAACGCUGUUGCCAAAUUCGAUCCCACCACGGUGCCCACCAUCACGCAGCUGCUGCACGAAAUCAAUGCUUUUGAUGACAAGACCAAGAGCUACAUGGAGGCCGCCGAGGACAAGAGUCGCAUUAAGGAUCACAAGAAGACGAGCAUGUUCAAGGGCGUCGUCGUGUUUGAGGAGUUCCUGCGCAAGCUGGAACGCAGCAACAAGGAACGCACCAACGCCUUGCAGUUCUAAAGAGAUAGAUCGGAAGGAAUUGCGGCUUUUGAUGUUACUUUUAUUUAUGUAUUAUUAUGAUUAGGCUACCAACAAUAAAUAGACUAAACGAUUGCCCGUGAGCUCA
Molecule: messenger RNA, 1573 nt
Organism: Drosophila guanche
Lineage: Eukaryota; Metazoa; Arthropoda; Insecta; Diptera; Drosophilidae
Gene: DNApol-alpha50
Product: DNA primase small subunit
Exons: 3
Coding region: 148-1467 (439 amino acids)
Biological process (GO): DNA replication, synthesis of primer
Cellular component (GO): alpha DNA polymerase:primase complex
Source: RefSeq, a predicted model, not a curated record